Pelobates fuscus (common spadefoot toad) is the source of this 8417-nucleotide messenger RNA. RefSeq names its product golgin A3 (gene GOLGA3). Bases 319 to 4806 code for a protein of 1495 amino acids. NCBI's taxonomy places the organism in Eukaryota, Metazoa, Chordata, Amphibia, Anura, Pelobatidae. The transcript has 24 exons. The record is from RefSeq and is a predicted model, not a curated record.
CCGGUCGCCAAGAGCCACGUCUUGUGGGAGAGGCCGCAGGGGAGAGCGGCUGGAGAGUGUGUGUCCUGGGGGAGGAAGAGUGGGGACAGACAGAGGUGUGAGGGAGAGGAGCAGCACUGCCCCCCGAGUCCUUGCUGGUUUAUUCAAGACUGUCUUCAGAAGUUGUAUUAUGAUCUGUGAAUCUGCGUAUGGAAGCUAUCCCCUCAGUAAAUCUAAUAUGAGCACAUUGACUCAAGUGGAGAGGAAAAGAAAAUUGUAGAAUAAACGCAAGCAAAACCGUAAUAAUACUGUGCAAUCACAAAGUAAGGAGUCAAAGCCAUGGACCCUCCACUGGCCUCUCAUAUAGACCCAGUGCCUCCAAUUUCCAACAUUCAACUAGAAUCCACAUAUGCCAAAGACACACUUAACAUGCCUGUUGGUGGGGAAGAAAAUAAUGUACCAAGUAUUAAUUCAACCAACUUACCAAAGGGAGGUAGCAAUAUGAAGACCAACGGCUUAGAGGACGCCUGCCAAAAUGGACCACAGUCUCUCUACCCAGAACUUCGUUCAUCUACGGACUCUAUCAGUAGCCCAGGUGUGGCUGGUUUCCAUGACAACCUAUUGGAGUCUAGUACUGACAGCGUAGUUCUUAGAAAAGAAGCUUUGCAGUCGCUGAAGCUAAGCCUUCACAUGCAGGAAACUGACCUGUGUUCCAUUGAAACUCCCCUUCCUCUGGAGAGAGAGGAGCAAAUCCGCCUGCAAGCUAGACGCCGACUUGAGGAGCAGUUGAAGCAAUACAGGGUGAAGAGGCAUCAGGAAAGAUCUAAACAGCCCACUUCCAAAAAUCGCCCCUCAAGUACAUUGGAUCCUGAACUAAUGUUCAACCCAGAAAAUCUGCCUCGGGCCAGUACUGUUGCAAUGACUAAAGAGUAUUCAUUCUUGCGUACCAGUGUCCCACGAGGACCAAAGCUGGGCAGUCUUGGACUUCCAGAAUCCUCCAAAGAGAAGAAGUCUUCUAAGUCCUCAAAGUCUUCCAGUAAAAUACGUUCAUUGGCAGAUUAUCGGAAAGAAACAUCUGAAGGCAGCAGUAACAUGGGAUAUUCGGAUACAUCCCCAGGGUCCUUGAAAUCUAACAGAGGGAGCAUGACAUCAGUAGUAUCUGAAAUCAGUGUGGACAGGGGGGAACCUUUAGAGAACUCAAGCUAUGCAGACAACAGCUCAGAACUGGAAGGAAGCGAUGUAGGCACAAGACACGACGGCAAUGAGAGUGACAGUUCCACCUAUAGUAGUGUAUCAGCUGGAACAGGAGCAUAUUUAGCCUAUUCAUCUCUCAAAAGGGAAGAAGUGUAUACCGUGAAUGGCCAGACCAUAUCAGCAGAAGAUGUUGGACAGUAUCCUUCACUCAGAGAUGUACUUAAAGCUGCUAGUGCUGAACAACAUGCUCAAGAGCAAGAAAUUAAUGGAGAACCCAGAAGCAGACGCGAUAGCAUAUCAAGCAGUGUUUCCAUGGAAAGCUCUAUUGCGGGGACUCAUGAUGAACUACUGCAAGUUCUCAAGGACAAAAUGAGGCUUGAAGGGCAACUUGAAACUAUAAGUUCAGAAGCAAGCCAGGCUUUAAAAGAAAGAGCUGAGCUGCAAGCCCAGUUGGCAGCAGUAAAUGCUAAACUACAAGCUGAAAUGGAGCACAGGCAAACCAGCCAGCAAAAGCAGGAAUCUUUAGGUACCGAAGUGAUCAGUUUAAAGAAAUCUUGUCUAGAUCUGGAAAGGGCAAUGGCAGACUUACAGAACAGCUUGGAGGCAAAGAAUGGAAGUCUAGCGUCUUUGGCCAAUGACUUGCAAGUGGCAGAAGAGCAGUAUCAACGGUUGAUGGGGAAAGUAGAAGAACUCCAGAGGACAAUCAUUCAGAAAGACAACACAGUGCACGAUUUGCGCCAGCAAUCAGUGUCACUGCAAUAUCAGCUACAGCAAGUGCAACUAGACCGCACCACACUUACCAACAAACUGAAGGCUUCCAAGACCGAGAUUGCUUCCCUGCAGCAGUCACGUGAGUGGUACCAACAGCAGCUGUCACUGGCCCAAGAAGCUAGGGUUCGACUUCAAAGCGAGAUGGCAAACAUACAGGUUGGGCAGAUGACACAGGCUGGAUUUUUGGAACACCUUAAAAUAGAGAAUGUGACUCUUUCACACCAGCUCACGGAAACGCAGCAUAGAUCAAUAAAGGAAAAAGAGCGUAUUGCUGCACAGCUUCAGAACAUUGAAGCUGACAUGCUGGACCAGGAAGCUGCCUUUCACCAGAUACAAGAAGCAAAGGUCAUGGUGGAGGAAGACCUCCAGAGGAAGCUGGAGGAGUUUGAGGUAGAGAAGGAGCAGUUACAGAAGCUAGCAGACUCCGCCAGUGCUCUAGAACGUGAGCUUGAGCAGUUGAAGCUCGGUUUGCAUCAGAAGGAUUUGCAGGUUGAAGCUCUUCAGCAGGAGCACCUAGAUAUCUUGAAGCAGCUUACAUUGACCCAAGAGACUCUGAACACCAAAGACCAGUCCCUGAGUGACCUGCAAAUGCGAUAUGAUGAGCUUGAGAGCAAGUUGGAAGAACUCCAAAGUGAUUCUUUGACUAAAGAUGACACAAUCCAAUAUCUUCAGAACCAAAAGAUUGUCCUUGAGGUGGCCUUGGAAGCAGCUAAGAUGGAGCAUGAAGAAUUGGGCCAGGAAGCCAAAAACUUGGAAGAUGGAACAGAUGCUGCUGCAGAAAUUUUAGAAAAGCUACGUCAAGAUCUUGCUGUUAAAUCUAGUCAGGUGGAAUAUUUGCAGCAAGAGAAUGUCAGUAUGAAGAAACAGACCCAGAAAGUGAAAGAACAGUAUCUUCAGCAAAAAGUGAUGGUGGAAGCGUAUCGGAGAGAUGCUAGCUCCAAGGACCAACUCAUAAGUGAGCUAAAGUCUACCAAGAAGAAGCUGGACUCGGAGGUUAAGGAGUUAAGAAAAGAACUGCUGAGGCUACAGGGUGAGAAGUCUACAGCAGAGGUAGAACAGGCACGGAUUAAGAAAGAGAUGUUGCAAAUCCAGCAGCAAGUGGAUGAACUUGAAUCCCAUCUCCAAGCAGCGCAGAAUGACCGGGAUGAAAUGGAACGCCGCCUACAGUCUCUUCACUUUGACAGAGAUCAGUUAACCAUCCUGACAAAGGACAAUGCUGCUUUGAAAGAGCAAGUAGAUCAGAUGCAAAAUGAAGCUAAAAAGGCGAUUACAGAGCAAAAACAGAGGAUGAAACGAUUGGGUACAGACCUGACAAGUGCUCAGAAGGAGAUGAAAGCUAAACACAAAGCAUAUGAAAAUGCAGUGGGCAUCCUGAGUCGUAGAUUACAGGAAGCACUAACCGCAAAGGAGACUGCUGAGGCGGAGCUAAACAAACUUAAGGCGCAAUUCACAGAAGGAGGGGACUCUCAAGCCUUCCAGGAGAAACUGAACAGUUUGAAGACUGAGCUACAAGCCGUCAGCAAUAGUAAGGCAAUGCUGGAGCGGGAACUCCAAGAGGUAAUUUCUCUGACAAGUCAAGAGCUGGAGGAAUACAGAGAGAAAGUCCUUGAGUUAGAAGAUGAGCUUCAAGAAUCUCGUGGCUUUAAACGCAAGAUUAAACGUUUGGAAGAGCUGAAUAAGAAACUGACACUGGAGCUGGAACACGAGAGAGGGAAACUGACAGGACUUGGACAGUCUAAUUCUGCAUUACGGGAGCACAACAACAUCUUGGAGGCAGCUCUGGCAAAGAGAGAAGCAGAUCUGAUGAACCUGAAUCUGCAGGUUCAAGCUGUCCUUAAACGCAAAGAGGAGGAAGACCGACAAAUGAAAGAAUUGGUUCAGACUUUACAAGAUUCCCUGGAGAAAGAAAGAGCUAAAGUCAGCAGUUUAGCAGAUCAGGUUGCAGCAACCAAGGCAGAAGCGGCACACAACAGACGGCACUACAAAGCCGCAGCUUUAGAGCUGAGUGAAGUAAAGAAGGAGCUUCAGGCCAAAGAGCAGCUAGUGACAGCACUGCAGGCUGAAGCUGAGAAACUGCAAUCCCAGGAUGGGAAACAUUCAGAGGAGCUGGCGCAGUUCCAGCAAGACCUGGCAGAAGCCCGAUCUCAGCUAGUGCUAAUGCAGAAGGAGCUUGACGAGCAAUUGAGCAAAAAGCCGCAAGUCAACCAGGAGUUGGAAGACCUGAAGUGGGAGUUGGAGCAGAAGGAGCAUGAGAUUCAGUCCUUGAGGCAGCAGUUGGAUAUGACUGAGCAGCGCAGCAACAGGGAACUGGAGGGUGUUCAGACAUUACUGCAGAACUUGAAAUCGGAGGUGGAAGUUGUGCAGGAUGAUCUCACAAUGACCCAGAAGGACAAAUUUAUGCUGCAGGCAAAACUGACAGAGUUAAAGAAUAGCAUGAAAACCUUGCUCCAGCAGAACCAGCAGUUAAAGCUGGAAUUGAGACAGAGCCGCUUUAAAAAGAGAAAGGAACAAAAAGGAGAUGUUACCUCCUCCAAUCCUGUGACUCCGGUGAAGAUUCCAGACUGCCCUGUACCUGCCUCACUUUUAGAAGAGCUGCUGAAACCUCCAUCGGCAAUCAGCAAAGAGCCUAUCAAAAACCUAAACAGCUGUCUGAAGCAACUCAAACAGGAAAUGGACAGCCUCCAGCGGCAGAUGGAAGAGCACACAAUAACCGUACAUGAAUCUAUGACAUCCUGGAACCAAAUCGAAGGAAGGUUACAGGAUGUCACAGCACCUGAAGCCCAAGUAUUGACCAGUGCUAGCUUUCCUGUGAAGGACCAGAACUCUAACAGUGACCCUGACUUUGAGAGAGCAGGGCAGUAACCAUUGGCUGGCAUGGUAUAUCCCAGCAGUGUUUGCAGUCUGGGAGACAAGCAUUUUUGUGUGUGUCCUUGCCUGUCAUCUCUAAAACUGUACGCACAGCAAGAAAGCACAGUGCAAAAAAAUAUAUACUGAAUUUAAGGUUGAACGCUUAAAAAGACAAGAAAUCUGCUUCCAAAAACAAUGCCUGGUUAUAAAUUCCACAUGUGAUAACAGCAGAAAAAAAAAAGAAAAUGGCAUUGAGACUUGCGUAAACAUGGCAUGAAUAUGGUUAUAGCCCACCAGCACUGUAUGUGCAUGGUGCGUUAAUGUAUUGUAUGAAAUGUUUGGAACAUGCUUAACCAUAUCAAGUGAUUUGCUCCUGGGCAGUCAUAUAUUCUAUUGUGUAAGUAUUUUCUUCCAUUCCUAAGUUAUCACCUGAGCUGUUAUUCUGAAUCUAUCUCUUAAACACUCUUGUUGUGUAAUAAGAGCAAUAAUGCACCUUUAUACAGAACAGUUUUCUGAAAACAAGACAUACAUUCAAAUUGCAAAAAAAAAAAUUUCCGUAGCACUUUUUUUUGUUCUCUAUGUUCCUUGCUCUUAAAGUGCACCUGCCAUGCAAAAAAUGGGGUAGAUGGCAUUUGCUGCUUGUGAUGCAGCACUUUUAGAUAAUGUUUUACUCCAUAUUCAAUACUGUAUGUUGUAUCUCCAUGCUUGUGGCAUAGAGGUAUAAGCAGUAGUAAUACUGGUAAAUGGGGCUACAUGUACCUCUGCACAUCCUGAAAUGCAUGCAAGAAAAAAUCCAGAAUACGUAAAUAUUUAAAAAAUAGUUUCCCAGAUUUGCAAGCACCAAAUGAACAGGCUUUACCAAUGGUGCCCAUUGUUGGACAGAUAAUGGGGAGGUAAAAUGUCCCUGAAUUAUGAGAGGCUGCAAAUGGACUGUCUUGAGGGGCCAAGAGAACCCCAAUUUUAUAUGAAACUAUGGAGGCACCCUAAAACUAUACACCAUAAAAACUACUAUAUGUUGUAGUAGUUGUGGUCCUUAGACUGCCACUCUAAGUCACACAGUUCACUUUGUCUCUACUUGUCACUGCAUUGUAAAAACGCUGUACUACGCAUUUAAAAUUGUUUACAAAUAAGUUACUAAUUUGUUUUUUGUAGAAAAUUUAUUUCGAUGACUAAAUGCCAAGCGCAUUCAUAUCCAAUUCCUUUUGCUGUGUGCUCCCUAAUGCAAUUUGUGUAUUUUCCAUUUGUGAAUAUAGAUUUACCAAUUGGUAAGAUGUUACAGAAUUAAUACUCAAAUAUUGUAUGGAGGAAAGUUGGCAGAUUGAUUAGUUGGAUCCACAGGAUAACUUUCAAGUUUUCACCUGUCUAUUCUUCUUCAGGACUCAUGCUCAUUAAUUUGGUAUUUAACUGUCAUUAUUAGCAAUGGGGUUUGGGUGUAUAAUCAAGUUAAUUGGCAGUAAGUUAUAUCUCACGCUGUUGAGAUAUACAUAUUCUCUAAUAUAUUCCUAUUUGAAGCAUUUCCAUUGUAGUAUUUGGUACCUCUGUCAUCCUAUUUAUUUUUGCUACUAGCUCCAAUGAGUGUGAUUAAACAAAUACUGUUGGUAAGAGCUAACCUUACCAAUAAACACUUCCCUUGAUAAUCCCCCAACCUAAUGGAACCACAGGUAUUUGUAAAUUCCAUUUCAGAUGGUAUAAGACUGCCCUUAUUUCACAGGACUCCAGCCAUGUUUAAUUUGAAAAAAAUACUGGCUGAGCUAUGCAUGAAACACAAUAUCUCGAUCCAAUGACGUAACAAGGUUUGCUGUCAAUACACUGUGAACUUUGCAGAGAUAUUUAGUAGUCCUGUUUGACUUGUAUGAUAGAGAUUUGGUUUCAUCAUAUGCGAUAUAAUCAUCCAUUAUUAGGAUGUUUCAGAGUCCAAGACAGUGUGUAGUUUUGUUCAUUAACCUUUCUUUGUCUACAAAAAGCUUAUUACAAAAUAUUCUGCAUUGUUGAUGAUAGACCUCUUGAUACCUUCACAAGCUGCUUUGCAAUUAGCUGCAAGUUCAGCUAUGCAUUAUAAUGCUUUGGGCAGGGGAGAGAGGGGGUGGAAUCCUACCACCAUAUAUAUGCAGCCAUGGAAUUGUCUAACUGGUGAUGUCUUGCAGGAGUAAUCUGAGAGAGGUACUUCAAAAAAGUAAAUGUUUUAUAUUUUAUUGAAAUACUUACAUUAAUCUACAGUGUGUUCCAUCCUUUUAAAUGCCAUUGGUUCCCAGUAAUGCAUCUUUGCAUCAAAUUGCAAAGCUUGUACCCUCAUCACUAUAUGACGAAAUUAAAUGUUCUGGUUUAUUAUUGUUGGUAGUCUUUUUUUUUUUUUUUUUUUCUGUAAUCAUGCUGCUACUGAAAGCAUCUAAAAAUGUAUAUUUUUAGAUAUAAUGAAGCAUAGCACCGGUAAGUUUAUCUUUUUGUUUUAAUACAGAGAAUUUUUUUUCUUUGUGGAUUGUCAUACGGGUUUGUGCAUUUAUGUUGCUUUGUGCACCAUACCGCCAAGUUUAUUUUUGUUCUGUUCAUGCUCCAUCGCUGCUCAGUAAUGGAUGUAUGAAUUCUUUUUUUUUUUUUUUUUUUUUAUAUAUAUUCUCUAUCUAGAACAUGGGUAGAAAAACCUACAAGCUCCUCAGUUGUUGCUGAAUAACUACUCCCAUGUUGCUCAUCCCUCAUUAGUAAUCCGGUACAUGGUACUUUUUGACUUUAUGAAAAUAAAACAGACUGGUUUGAUCACCUCCCAAUAAGUUUAGAUUCAAUGCUCCUUAAAAUACUGUUACAGUGCUUACCUCUCAUACCAGGCAUGGUUUCUAAUUUAUAUUUCUGCCAUGUUAGUAUUUCAUGACUGGCAUGAUUGGACUAGAGCGAAGCUCUAUAUGACUAUUCUAAUAUAACAUACUAAAGUACAAUUAAAGUUAUAUUUAUUAGUUUUAAUUUAGCUAAUAUUUAUUUGUCAAAGAUAAAUCUAUGUAGUUUCAUAACCUUAUUACAACUGUUGGAAGGAUCAUGUGGUUUCUUUUUCACAAACCGGUUAUGUAGUUCAGAAGCUGCCUACAUUUAUCACAGCAUAGGGUGGGUAAGUAAUUCCAUUACAUUUUUAGGGCCAAUUGGUUGCCUAUUCAUGUUCUAUAUAGAGAUAACUUUCUGAUUGUUCUUUGGACAGUUUUUGGCAUUGUUUUUUUGUUUUCUUUUUCCCCUGCAACACUUUUUUUUUUUUUUACAUGAUCUAUAUGUUACUGAGUGAUAAUGGAAAAUUAAUAGACUGGUGGUUUUUGACAUUUUGAAAGUCUGGAUGUACUGCUUUUGUUCUGACUGUUUGCUUGAAUAUGUAUUGUAUUGUUUUGGAACGGUUUCCAAUAACACUGUUUAUAUGUGGUUUUAUUUAUAGAAAGAAAAAUGUAUCAAAGCAAGAUUAAUAUGAAAUGCGUACUUUUCCUAUAUAAUAUAAAGUUAAAUAUCUUAAACGAUUUAAAACUGUACAUAUAAUGCUGCAGUGUAAAGCAUGUGGAUAAAAUGAUAUGUGCAUAACAACUCUUUCAAGUUUUGUGCAAUAAACUAUUUUUGGUAAAAAAAAAAAAAAAAGAAAGUAAAAAGUUGUUACCAUUUUU